AUGUCGUCUUACGAAGAAGAGGAAGACCAACUGCCACCAUUGCCUCAGGAGUUAGUCCGCGUUCCAACCCCAGAUUCGAAUCUACACCACCAGAACGAGAAUGGAAAUGGUAAGCUUGUUGUUGUUGUUUCUUUUUUCGUUUAGGUUUAUUCUACUGUUUUUUGAGUCUCUAAAGGCGUUGACAUCUACUUAUCAAUCGUAUUUGCAGGGUUAUUUGCUCAGUUUGUCGAAGAUCUCGACAAAGGUGUGCCGGAGGAGAAGAUCCACGAUUUUGUUUACGAUUAUCUGAUUGGAGAAGGCAUGGGAGAUGUGGCGCAGCUGCUGGCACAAGAAUCCGGCUAUCCAUUGCCUCCGGAUGAAACCUUGAAUAUUGAGAAACUAGCAGAGAGGAAUCAAAUUCGCGAAGCCAUUCAGGAUGGGAGAAUCUUGGAAGCGAUCGAUCGAAUCAAGGAAUUAUGUCCUGGGAUGUUGGAAAACGACAAAGAAUUCCACUUUAUAGUUCUGCGGCAGCACUUGGUCGAGGUUAUCCGAAAAAAGUGAGUAUUGUCUUCUUUGUUUCUUGGUUUUUAGGUUGUUCGAAAGAGUUGUCGCAUGUGGAACAUCAGGAGAUGAAUGUAUAUCGAUUUCAUCACCCUAGCUUCAAUUUUAUUUUUUUCAGAGACGAUGAUGAAGCCUUGGACUUUGCUCAAAAAUAUCUCGCCGACAAAUGCGACAACAACACCUCCCGGGAACAAAUGUCUCUCCUAGAACAAACUUAUGCUCUAUUGGCAUUCGAGAAGCCAGAGGAGUCGCCGUUCGGUCAUCUAAUGCAUUCCAGUCAGAAACAAAUGCUGGCUCAUGUUGUUAAUCAAAAGAUUCUAACUCAUCUCGGGGUCACUCCUCAAACCCGAUUCGAGAAGCUUUUGAAGAUUAUGGUCUGGAAUCAGUCACAGAUUGCUGGAAAGGGAGAUAUUGGUUUGAAUAUUCCUCAGAGUGUGAUCAAUCAACAAGCUCGAGAUCUUUUUGACCAUCCAGAUGAUGCGGAAGAAGAGGAUCCGGAAGAGUCUUUGUAAGUCUUGUCUUUUAUUGGUUUAUCCCAUUGCGAGUGGUCUGAGGAUCUCGUCUUUUGAGUUCUGAAUCUGCUGAUCGGGUUUUUGAGGUAUUCUGGAUGUUAUACAUGAUGAAUUUAGGUUGGAUGAGGAGUGCAAGUUUUUUGUUUUUAUAGGCCAAAGAAGCUUAAUUGAAAUUAUUUUGAUAAGAUCUUUUUGAUAUGCCUUGAAUUUAGGUGCGUUUUUUUAAAAUUAUUUUGCUAAUCUUAUCCUGUUUUAGCUGGCGCCGCUAUAGCGGAGCCUAG
This is a messenger RNA of Bursaphelenchus xylophilus (pine wood nematode), 1333 nucleotides long. The record is from the annotation of a GenBank genome assembly. NCBI's taxonomy places the organism in Eukaryota, Metazoa, Nematoda, Chromadorea, Rhabditida, Aphelenchoididae.